Molecule: messenger RNA, 1608 nt
Organism: Linum tenue
Lineage: Eukaryota; Viridiplantae; Streptophyta; Magnoliopsida; Malpighiales; Linaceae
Source: the annotation of a GenBank genome assembly
AUGAAAUUAAUCAAUUAUCCAGUGAUUGGACAUCCGGGGGGAACAGUCGUCAGUCGUCACAGUGCAAACUUUUUCUCCCCUUUUAUUCCCCUUUCGGACUUCUCCUUUAAUUUCACUGGACCAAACUAUUUCUCUCCACUCCACAGGAACAAAAAAAAAAAAAAAAAAAACAAAAAUCAUCAGAGCCCUCCGUCCGUUUCCCUGCACAGAGUCUCGGCACUAGUGGAAGACGGCUGUCUCCAUCGUCUCUGCUACGCUCUCCGCCAUUGUUUGCACCUCAUCAGAAAAGUGAUGGAGUUGGAAUCGAACACGACGGGCCGUGGCGGAGGAGGAGGACGAGGGAUGAGCAAAUCGACGAAGAAGGUCCUCCUGAUAGUGAACUGCAUUCUCCUCUCCCUCGGGAGCGCGUGCGGCCCGCUCGUCCUCCGCCUCUACUUCCUCAAAGGCGGCAAAGGGGUAUGGAUCUCCGCGGGCCUAGAAACCGCGGGCUGGCCGUUCGUCCUCGUGGCCCUCCUGGCCUCCUACCUCUACCGCCGCCGCGCCAACGGGCCUGGGCCCGAGCCCACCAAGGUCUCCUUCAUAACCUGGCGCCUCUUCCUCGCGUCCGCCGUGCUGGGCCUCCUGACGGGCCUGGACGACUACCUCUACGCCUCGGGCGUGUCGUACCUGCCCGUGUCCACGUCGUCGCUAAUCAUCGCCUCCCAGCUGGCGUUCACGGCCGUGUUCGCGUUCCUGCUGGUGAAGCAAAAGUUCACGGCCUUCUCCGUCAACGCCGUGUUCCUGCUCUGCCUCGGGGCAGGGGUGCUGGCGAUGCACGCCAGCGGGGACAAGCCGGCCAAUGAGACCAAGGGUCAGUACUUUUUGGGGUUUUUCAUGACCGUGGGCGCCGCCGUGCUCUACGGGUUCGUCCUCCCCGCCAUCGAGCUCACCUACAGCAAGGCACGGCAGAACGUUACUUAUACUCUUGUGAUGGAGAUGCAGAUGGUCAUGUCCCUUUUCGCCACGCUCUUCAACGUCGUCGGCAUGAUCUUCCACCACGAGAUCCAGACAAUGCCGAAAGAAGCAAGCGAGUUCGAGUUGGGAAAAGUGGGAUAUUGCAUGGUGCUGAUAGCAACGGCGCUGGUGUGGCAAUGCUUCUUCGUGGGAGCUGUCGGGGUGGUGUCAUGUGGCUCUUCUCUGCUCUCCGGGGUGCUCAUCGCGACCUUCUUGCCGGUCACUGAGAUUUUGGCGGUCUUCAUCUAUCACGAGCCCUUUGGGGCCGAGAAAGCCAUUGCUCUCGUCCUCUCGAUUUGGGGUUUCAUCUCUUACUUCUAUGGCGAGUACAAACACACCAAAAAAUCAACGCAUACCGCGGAAUGACGAUCGAUCAUCUCUCUUUUUUCUGUAGCUUCAAUUCGUCCAUAUAUGGGCAUUAGAGUUAUAGCUUGUCUAGUAGACAGCUUCUUCUGCCUCCUAAUCUUGUUCCAGGGAACUAAAGGCAAUUAUUAAUUUAGCCUUUAUUACCCAUAAUCUCGCCAUGAAGAUUUUGAGUUGUUGAUUUAGGAGUCUUGAAAAUUUUGAACCAUUGAUCCCUUUUCUUUUUUUUUUUCUCGGUAAGGUAAUUAUCAA